Molecule: messenger RNA, 837 nt
Organism: Kogia breviceps (pygmy sperm whale)
Lineage: Eukaryota; Metazoa; Chordata; Mammalia; Artiodactyla; Physeteridae
Source: RefSeq, a predicted model, not a curated record
AACGUCUCGGGCACGACGUAGGGGAGGCCGGUGGUGGCCGCAGCCGCAGUUUUGCCCCCGUGCCCGGCGGAGGUGGCCACGGCGCCGACGGCCCAAGUAUAUAGAAUUUAAGCAUUCUCUCAGAAGUGUCUGGUAGAGCUAAAGAAGACAACCAACCAAGGGUCAUCUGAAAUUGUGACUGGCCAAUAAUCCCAGGACAAAGUUAGAGAUCACUACUCAAGCAUAAGGCCUCUACAAAGAUGUUUGAUAUAAAGGCUUGGGCUGAGUAUGUUGUGGAAUGGGCUGCAAAGGACCCAUAUGGCUUCCUUACAACAGUUAUUCUGGCCCUAACUCCAUUGAUUCUAGCAAGUGCUGUACUGUCUUGGAAAUUGGCCAAGAUGAUUGAGGCCAGGGAAAAGGAGCAAAAGAAGAAACAAAAACGUCAAGAAAAUAUUGCAAAAGCUAAACGACUAAAAAAGGAUUGAAGGACUGAACAGGCUCUGCAACCAGAGGAAAAUCAUCUGGAAAAUUAUGCAGCUUUGGAAGGACCCAUUAAGGUUUCUUUUCAGAUCUUAUGACAGUAUUAUUUAGUAAACGAAGUCUGAGCAUGUGGAAGAAUCAUGUUAGUUCUCACCUGUAUUAUAGCAACUUUUAGGCUUCGGUGUAGAAGUCUGUUGACAGUUACUGUAAAUUGGCAUUUAUUGUGCUACAGAUUCUUUAUAACUGACUUAGUCAUUUGCCUUUUUGCAGCAUAUGUACUAAAGUGAAAACAUCCUGUGGAGAAAAAUUGCUUUAGAUUAUGGACUCUAUUCAAAUAAUGGCUUAAAAUGGGGUCCUGUUCUGGACAAAGGAGAUUAA